Molecule: messenger RNA, 2547 nt
Organism: Monosiga brevicollis MX1
Lineage: Eukaryota; Choanoflagellata; Craspedida; Salpingoecidae
Exons: 15
Coding region: 1-2547 (848 amino acids)
Biological process (GO): glycoprotein catabolic process
Molecular function (GO): beta-mannosidase activity
Source: RefSeq, a predicted model, not a curated record
AUGGUGCGUGGGUCCGUGCUGAGCGUCGCCGCCCUUGUGGCGGUGGCGAUGGCACUGGGCAUGGUGCGCGCUGAUGGCUUGGUGGAUCAUCCAAUUGCCGGAUCUGCCAUCAACUAUCUCGACGGCCAGUGGGAGCUUUCGUCGUUUGAAUUUGCGCCCGAUCGGACCUUCAAGGCUCAGGUCCCUGGUGACCUCAUCACUGACCUGCAAAACAACGACCUGAUUGGUGACCCUCUCUAUGAACUCAACUUCAAAAACGCCACGCUUUGGAACGACUACGAUUGGACCUACACCACCACCUUUACCAGCAACUAUGACCCAUCAUCCGGAGCGGCCCUGUGGCUAGUGCUGGACGGCGUUAAGAUGGGUGCUACGGUUAGCGUCAACAACGAGAUGUUGGGCAGCGUGACUGAUCAGUUUCAUCGCUACACCUUUGACAUUAGCGAGUUGGUCAAGUCUGGCGAGAACGAGCUUCAAAUCAUUUUCAUCAACGAUAUCCAUACUGACGGGCGUUUCAUGGCCUGCACCGGUGGCUGGGAUUGGGCGCCCUAUACCACCACCGAGUCGUAUGAAGGAGCUCUGACCUUUUCUCGUGGCAUCUGGAAGAGUGUCUACACCGUCGAGAUUGACGGAGCUGCCAUCACACAUUUUGUGCCCCAUACCUUUUAUCGUGGCGAGUACCCGGCGACCCGGCUUGAAGAGCAUGCCCAUGAUGGCUUUGCCGUCCAAGCCCAUGUGCACCUGUGGUCCAAGACAGCCACCUCUGGCACGGUGACUGUCACCAGCGACUUUGACACUCAAACGCUCAAGGUCGACCUUCCGGGUGGUGAUUACAUUGCCAACCUGACCUUGUCAGCAAACGCCGCGGACAUUGACCUGUGGUGGCCCAGCGGCUACGGCAAGGCUGCUCUGUACAAUGUGACGGCCUCCUUCACCGCCGACGGUGCUCUACAAGCCAGCACGGCGUCCGCCACCCGUCGCAUCGGCUUUCGCAUGUUCGCGCUCGUUACAGGCAAUGACACGGAUCCAGAGUACCGUACAAACAAUAAAUAUGUUGAUGGCACUGACUUCCACGGCAUGUACUGGCGCGUCAACGGUUUGCUCAUCUUUUCUCGCGGUGCCAACAUGAUUCCCAUGGAGGAGUUGGAGGGGCGCAUGAACGCCGAGGCUCACCGCCAGCUGGUCGUGAGCGCGCGCGAUGGUGGCAUGAACACUCUUCGCGUCUGGGGUGGCGGCAUCUUCCUGCCCGAUGUGUGGUAUGACACUUGUGAUGAGAUGGGUAUCCUCGUCUACCACGACAUGGCGUAUGCCCAGCAGGGGCAUAGCCCGAGCGCAACGGCAACUCAGGACGCGGAGCUGCGUCAUCAAAUUCGCCGUCUAUCGCACCACCCCAGCAUUGUCAUGUAUGAUGGCUGCAACGAGUGCCAAGUGGUGAUUGGCACCGACACAGGCAUUUACGCCACUUUUGUCAUGGCCGUGGUUGCGGAAGAGGACCCGAGUCGCGCAGUCUGGGCAUCUUGUCCUUCCCUAGGCUGGGCCACAGGCGUCAACCGCCUCACUGGCCAACCCAACCGCUCACCGGAUGGCUUGGUGACGCAUGUUGGAACCACCACUCUCGAAACUCAUGGUCCAUACCAGCACGGUUCAGGCUUUCCCAGCGUCAACGGCGGAGCGACGCUCUCCCCCUUUGACCCCAACAUUCCCACCACCCUGACACCUACUGAGGCCUAUUUUGGCAAUGACCAAGAUCUCAACGCAACUGGCGAGACGGCUUUCAAGCGCCAGCUUUAUCAGUGCAUGCUGGGCCAGGCGCUGGAGAUGAAGAGCAACAUCGAGACCCGCCGCGGCACCAACCAGUUUGGCAUUCUCGUGUGGCAACUGAACGAGAUCUGGCCCACGGGCGGGUGGGGCAGCCUCGAGUAUGGCACGCCUGUGCAGGGUCAGGUGAUUGGUGGCCGUUGGAAACCACUGCACUACUUUAUGAAGAAAUCGGUGUAUGCCGAUGUUAUGGCCACAUGUGGCACAAAUGGCACGUGUUACGUGAAGAACGAUAGCCCAUCGGCCUUUUCGGGGCGGGUUGUGGUCGAGUCCCUCGCCUUGGCUGAUGGCAGCAGCACAGUCCUCUUCAAUCAGACCGUAUCCAUGGCCACGGGCGCGGGCAUUACCAAGUGGUUUAAUGUGGAUUUAUCCAACUUCAACGGCACAAAGGCCCUUUUGCGUGCCACGGUGCAGAGCGGUGCUGGCCAAAUCGUGUCGGACAACAUUAUUCCAUUUGUAACGCCGGCCAACAUGCAGGUGCCGGCGGCCAAUAUCACAGUGACCGUAUCAGACUCGACCCAUUCGGAUGGCACAGUGGACGUGGUGCUGAGCAGCCAGAAGCCAGCUGCCUAUGUUGUGCUGACCACCACGGCUCAGGGCCGCUUUUCAGACAAUGCCUUCUUCCUCACGCCCGGCAGUCAUGUGGUGCAGUUUGUACCCUUUGCCGGCUUUGACCAUGACGAACUGCGCCGUACAAUUCGUGUCGAGCACCUGGCACAGAUGUUGUGA